Molecule: messenger RNA, 4281 nt
Organism: Anopheles marshallii
Lineage: Eukaryota; Metazoa; Arthropoda; Insecta; Diptera; Culicidae
Gene: lqfR
Exons: 4
Coding region: 1-4281 (1426 amino acids)
Biological process (GO): endocytosis
Cellular component (GO): endosome; plasma membrane; clathrin vesicle coat
Molecular function (GO): clathrin binding; phospholipid binding
Source: RefSeq, a predicted model, not a curated record
AUGGAUAAAUUUAUCAGCAUGUGGAAAGUACGAGAACUCGCCGAUAAAGUAACAAAUGUUGUGAUGAACUACACAGAAAUAGAGGGUAAGGUACGCGAAGCAACAAAUGAUGAACCGUGGGGUCCAACGGGGCCACUGAUGCAAGAACUCGCCCAUGCUACCUUUACGUACGAGCAUUUUCCCGAAGUAAUGUCGAUGCUGUGGAAGCGAAUGCUGCAAGACAACAAAACGAACUGGCGGCGAACGUACAAAAGUCUGCUGUUGCUAAACUACCUUGUGCGCAACGGAUCGGAACGUGUUGUUACCUCGUCGCGGGAGCACAUCUAUGAUCUACGAUCGCUAGAAAACUAUACAUUCGUGGAUGAAAAUGGCAAGGAUCAGGGUAUCAAUGUACGGCACAAAGUGCGGGAGUUGAUUGACUUUAUUCAGGACGAUGAUCGAUUGCGGGAGGAACGAAAAAAGGCGAAAAAGAACAAGGACAAGUACAUCGGUAUGAGCUCAGAAGCGAUGGGCAUGCGCUACGGAGGUAGCAGCGGUGGUGGAGGCGGAAUGGAUUACGGUGGCUAUCGGGAUAGCUACGAUCGACGAAGCGAGGAUCGAUAUAAUGAAUCAAGGGAACACCACGAAUACGAUUAUCAGUAUGAAGGUGAAAGGGAAGAUUCUGAUGACGAAUCGACGAACGGACCACAGGAUCGUUCAACAAACCGGUACCAGGACCGAGAGCCAUCGAAAAGUCCAGCCACACGUCAAUCGUCCAACUUGUCUACUGGAUCCACGACGGCUUUUGGCGGUGGUGGAGGAACUGGUGGCAGUGAACGGAAGAUAAAUUUGAACAUCAAACCGACCGGUAGCUCUUCUACAGGAAGCACACAAAGAAGCGCACAGAAACCGACAAAGAAAAUCGAUCUCGGAGCUGCUAGCGGAUUUGCUAAGACGGCUGCAACGGCAACAUUCACCUCUUCAGCGAGUGUAGAUCAGUUUGGGAUCAAUUCUCCAACUCACCGCAAUACGCAUGCGGAAGAUAUAGUUGGUACGGGUAACGUUCCGUCCAACAAGCAGCCGGACGCGCUAGAUGAUCUUUUCAAAACGUGUCCCACGAAAUCUACUUCCGCCAGUGGUGCUCUUGUGGAUGAGGAUGAUUUCAAUCCAAGAGCGGCCGAAGAUUUCGGAGAUUUUGAAUCGGCCUUCGGUGCAAAUACCGGCAAAUCGGUGACGACGACAGCGAAGGGAGAUGAGUUUGCUGAUUUUGCAGCCUUCGGAACGGAACCAGUACAGCAAGUGACAGUAACACCGAAAGUGGAGGCAAACGCAGAUCUAUUGUUCGGUCUAAGUGUUGGAACCACUACGGGAACAUCAAGCAAUGGUGGUCAUCAAACCGAUAUUCUUUCAGAUCUAAGUGGUCUCUCUCUUGGUGCUAAUUCGAACGCAUCCAGCAACAACAGUAUCGUGUCAUCGGGUGUACAAUCGUGUAUUGUGCAUCGUUAUAACGAUCUUCUAAAGAGUAUUCGUGAACUGCCCAUGCAUCAAAAAGGUGGACUAGAUGACCGUACAAUUAAUCGAAACGAGGAAAGGAAAAUGGUGAACGAAAAGCUUGAUUUACUACUCGAAUGUCUUCCGGGACCGGUACAACCGUCAGAUGCUCUGAAAGGAUCAAAAGUAUGGGACCGAUUUGCGGCUGAAGCGUAUCCGAGUUUGCUGGAGGAACUAAUCCCGUUGAUGGGACAUUUGCAACGCUCCCUGCUGUACCGGCUUGUUACACUUGAUGCAAGCGCGCUUUUUCCGUAUGAAGCGAUCAAUGCUCUUACUCAGCGAUCCGUUUUACAAGGUUCAUCAUAUGAAAUAGCAUUGGAGCUGUUAAUACGCAUAAUAGAGGACGAUUCCGUUUUACCUGCAGCCUUCAUGCAACUAUCAAUAUACCGUAGUGAUGUAAACAUUGGUGACUACAACCUAUUUUUGCAGGCCCUUUCCGCCAUCCCCAAUAAGGUAGCCAACGCGCUUAAAACCAAAGUGCCGGAUAACGUGUUGCCCUUAACGUACAGUAGAACAAUGUUCCGCCAUUUGAUUCGUACCAUCGUAAGCUUAAAUGAUGCAGUUAUUUAUUACGAGAAUGAGAAAAUCACUACAAAACCAUCGUUACAACACGCUUAUUUAGCGAACCUGUUCAACAAAUUCAUCAUCGAUUUUCAUCAGGAACGUCGCUCACCAACGUUGCGUGCGGCACUCUACCUUCUCGUAGACGGAAUCUCUAGAUUACCGAAAAUGGCAUCUUUUAUUAAACUAAUUUUUGCUACCUUAACACCGACAGCAAUCGAAAUAAUUGUUUAUAUUGCGCUCAACGAGCGCAUUGAUCUCUCUACAAUCUUCGAACAAUCUAUACCUACCAGUUGGGCUUAUGUAUUGUUGCAAAAAAUUCCACUGUACAACUAUUAUCCCAACAAUGACACGAUCAUUCAUGAACUGAUCCAACUGUUAACACGUGUGCAAAAGGUAGAAAAUGUGAAUAGCGAACAGUGUAAUGAAAUCGCUCUCGAACGAUUAGCUCAGCAACUGCUAGUGGUGUGGUCAAGUCGCGCAUCAAUUCAACGGACUAGUUUCGAUCAGCACCUGUACAUAACGAAGCUGUUAUUGCUAUCCAUUACCACGAUAAUUGAGAACGAAACGAUUUAUACGCCAAACUCCGGGGACACAUAUCGAAGGAUAUUAUUCGACGGCUUAAAGGCUCAUUUGGAAUCACCUAUUAAGGAGGUGCGCUGCGUCGGUAUGAUAACGGUUGAGAUCAUUAUGGGUUCGAUCGACCACAAGCGCGAACAAGGCAAUUCAACGAGUGCAAAAGGCGAUGAAAAUCGACUGCGGUUUGAUUAUGAAGGAUUUAAUGCAGAUACGCUUGCCUUAAUAGAAAGCUUAAAGACCAUCGUACAACGUAAAAAUGCAUUAGAUAAGGUACGUGUUAAAAAUGAAGAAAUGAUACUGCUUGCUGUGGAAGAGCUAGCGCAUUAUAGCAGAAAACAAAUUGUCAACUUGCAAAAUCAAGAAGGUGAACAAAAACCCAUUGUACAGGUGCCAUUAGAAUCCAACAACGUGGCAAUACCGACAUCAGCGGAUAGUGACGACGAAGAAGAACAUGGCAACGAUCAACAGUCACUGGAUUCGGAUGACGAUGAGCUCCAAAUCUAUGAUAUGUCAAACGACACUAAGAUCGAACACGAGCGGUUUCGUCCAAAAUAUCUGUUAGAUUUGCGCGAUGCGCUCGUUGAAACGGAUACAACAAAACCCCCGGAACAGUUCGAGUUAGCGGUAGAUGUUGCUCCCGAACUUAUUGCCCAGCAGCUGCCCAGCAAUGAUGCAAAACUUGCACUAGAUUUGUUACAAAUUUUCCUUUCGCUCGAAGAGAAAAGUCAUAUGCCAACCUUUGGAGAGCGAAAAUUUAGCGCGCUGGUCGAAAUAUGCGUCGUAUUUCCGAAAGAAUGUGCCACCUAUCUCUGCCAACAGUUUCAUGCCGAGGUGAGCCAUCACGCUGUGAAUCGUCGCAUAUUUAUGCUGGACGUGAUGACGGAAGUGGCUAAAGUACUCUCGAACAGUGGUCCAAAGGACGAGUCUAUUAAACGGCAAGUAGAAGGCAAAGCGAUUGCACAAUCCCCAGCCCUCAACUCAGGAAACAGUAAGAAUCAACUUCUACUGAUGUUUCGCGACGAAGCAGAACAUAGAACACGUCGUGAGGAAGCCGAGCGAAUAGUACGUGAGCGAAUCGAGCGCAAAACAAGACGAUUUCGUUCGGCCUUUACUAAGAUCCGGCAAGAAGAAGAAAAGGGCACAAUUAAUCGAUACAGUGAGGUGGCUGGCUGGUUUUUCUUUCCACUGAUCCGUGGUUUUGGGGGCAACAAGUUUAUCUUCACGGCCGGUCUGAAGUUCCCAUACGACGUCGAAAACCUUCUGCUUGUCAGUUUCUUACAAGCUCUUUCCGUGCUAAUGGUGUGCGCCGAAAAUUGUCCCGUUGCUGGACGGAUGGCAAGGGAACUGUUUACGCUCGCGAAACUUUUGCGCUACAGCGAGGAACCGAAAGUGCGUCUAUCCGUAAUGCAAAUGUUAGCGGCCAUCUUUUUAGCGAUCCGAUCGGAGCUGCUGCAGGUUCAAUUCUACGAAGAGCUGCUGGAACUUAAAAAUUGGCUCGAAGAGUGCACGCAAGCUGAUGUUGUACGCAAGGGUGAAACAAAUAAAGAAUGUCGCCAGCUAGCGCAUCAUCUGCUUGCCAUGUGCUAUAGUGCAUUGAUAGACGAAAAUUAA